GCGGACUCGGCUGCGAACAUGGCCCGGGGCCUGCGCGGCCUCCCGCGGCGCGGCCUCUGGCUGCUCCUGGUGGGCCACCUCUUCAUGGCCACCGCCUGCCAGGACGCCGCCUUCAGCACCCUCCUCCAAGAGCUCUGCCUCGCCCAGUUCCAGGUGGACAUGGAGGCCGUCGGGAGGCCGCUGUGGUGCGACUGGGGCAAGACCAUCGGGAGCUACGAAGAGCUCUCGGACUGCACCAGGCACGUGGCGCAGAAGCUGCACUGCUUCUGGCCAAACGCGGCGGUGGACGCGUUCUUCCUCACGGUCCACCGGCGCUACUUCAGAAACUGCCCCGUCUCAGGCAGGGCCUUGCAGGACCCGCCCAGCGGUGUCCUCUGCCCCUUCAUCGUGGUGCCCAUCCUGGUGACCCUGCUCGUGACGGCGCUGGUGGUCUGGAGGAGCAGGCGCCUGGAGGGCAUCGUGUAGGCUGGGGGCCCCCUGCUCCCAGCGGGGGAGGGGGAGGGCUGCCGCUCCUGGAGGCUGCCGGGCAAGCCAGAGGGUGGGCGUGGGGGCCGAGCGUGGCCAAGG
Messenger RNA from Kogia breviceps (pygmy sperm whale), 567 nucleotides. It is a transcript of the gene RAMP1, whose product is annotated as receptor activity modifying protein 1. Gene Ontology annotation, biological process: cellular response to hormone stimulus; receptor internalization; intracellular protein transport. Gene Ontology annotation, cellular component: membrane; signaling receptor complex; cell surface. The record is from RefSeq and is a predicted model, not a curated record. Gene Ontology annotation, molecular function: coreceptor activity. Lineage: Eukaryota; Metazoa; Chordata; Mammalia; Artiodactyla; Physeteridae.